Molecule: messenger RNA, 2895 nt
Organism: Oncorhynchus gorbuscha (pink salmon)
Lineage: Eukaryota; Metazoa; Chordata; Actinopteri; Salmoniformes; Salmonidae
Product: mitochondrial glycine transporter B-like
Exons: 6
Coding region: 1683-2579 (298 amino acids)
Biological process (GO): glycine import into mitochondrion
Cellular component (GO): mitochondrial inner membrane; mitochondrion
Molecular function (GO): glycine transmembrane transporter activity
Source: RefSeq, a predicted model, not a curated record
GGGAUUGUUUUAUCGCUCAUUUAGUAUUUGAUCCAUGGUGAAAGUCUGAAGGACAAUAAUUCUAGAGUAACUUCAGUGAUUGUUGUACAUGUACCGUGAAUAGCUGAGUAUGUUUUAUUGAUGUGGUUUCAGUGGUCUAAUGGCUUGGGUUAUAAUAUUUAAUAUCUCAGUUAAGAUUUCACAUGCAUUUUAUGUCAGGCUGUGAUUUUGGAUCAGGAUACCCAGGCCUACGUUCUCAAUCCAGCCCCUAUGUUAAUCACAGUACCAUCCUGUGACAUCGUUGAUUAACCCAGUUGUCCUUACCCCGCCUUUAACCUGCUGGAAGUUUCAGGCCACUUUCAUACUAUGCACUUUCUCAAGCUGUUCUAGAAUAUUCAAUGUUUUCUGUGUUUACAAGUUCUCUAUUGUCCUCUGCCCUGAAGUAGGUCAUACUCCUGGGUGCCACCUUAAAUCUUCAUAGACAUGCCAAACAAGUGAGCAAGGCUUUGCCAAGCCUCCACUGUGCCAACACUGCCAUUGGUGAACAAGCACUGUUGGUGGGCUGUUGCCAUAGCACCCUCAUUAAGGGAGGAGCAGGGACAUGUUUAGAAAGUGUGGGGUUCAAGUCCCAGUGAAGGAGUACAGGUUGUCAAUGUCACAUCACAGUACAGGAACUACCAAGUAAUUUACCAGAGCUGUAGACAUUGAAAUGUACUAGAAUUCAUGCCCAGUGAUAAGGAAAUAAAUACACAAUUACUAGUUCUAGAGCAGCACAUACUCUCUAGAAUGUAAACUGUGAUAAGUUGUUUUAUGGAAGCCAGAACAUACAAAAACAUGUGCUCACACACACACACACACACACACUGACAUUUACAAUGUAUGACGCAUGGCAUUUUACAGAGAUGUGCAUUCGCUGGAAGCCGAAAGAUGAGGGGUAGAGUAGGAGAAGCAGCAUUGAGAGGUUGUGUGUGAGAGAGAGUGAAAACCUAGGCCAGUGGAUUAAGCUGCUUUGUGAAGGGAAACCGAGGAAAGCUUAUAGAGAAGUGAAGAGAGGGAUGGAGGCUUUUGCCCUGACAACCCACCACAGUUCAUAACAGCUUAGCCAGAGAGGGGAAGGAAACGGACAAAUGCAGGAAAAACAGGAUCAGCCACUGAAAAGUAGCCCGGGGAAGGUAGGGAUGUGGACUGUAGGAGGGAUGUGUGUGUUGUUUUGUAUAUUGUGUGUGGCGUCUUAUUUUUUUUGUCUGUAAUGACAGCAUGUGAAAAUUGGAGGGACUGGGUAUGGUGUAUGUGAUGCUUUUUCUGCAGCCAUCCAGUUCUUUGUUGAUUUUUGUGUUGGUAGAUUGUUUAGAGAACGAAGCAUGCCAAUUAUAAUGCAUUAUAACACAUACCUGAUGUAGGGUGACACUUGCAGGGUGGGGAAUAGUGUGCGUGUUUAUGGGUUGGUGCAUCUUAGUUUUUCAAUGGAGAGUCCUUUGCCCUUUUGCCUGUUCUCUUCGUGGUCCCAUGUUGAUUUACACACAAUUCUUGAGUCUGAAUGUUUGUUUGUACUGCUUGUGUGGGUAUUUAUGUCAUGUGAAUUACUGUAGCGAGUGUAUGUGCAUUUGUCCUAUUUCCCAGGCUUUCCAUCGUAAACAAUCAUAAGGCCCAUCACGCUUUGGGCUCUCACCGAAGAGCACUCUACCGUGACUGUUGUGUGUUCGAUGUUAUCACUCUCCCUUCCUCCCCUCUCUGCUUGUCUCUCCCUUCAGGCUCACCCGACUCUCAAAGCCUUUAUGUGUGGCUCUCUCAGUGGAACAUGCUCCACCCUGCUCUUCCAGCCUCUGGACCUGGUCAAGACCCGCCUGCAGACCCUUCACAGCAACAUGCAGCCUGGUUCAGCAAGAGUGGGGAUGGUGACUGUGUUCUUAAGUGUUGUACGGACAGAGAAGCUCAUAGGACUUUGGAAGGGGGUCUCACCAUCAUUUGUGAGGACCAUCCCCGGUGUAGGGAUCUAUUUCAGCACCUACUACUCUCUGAAGCAGCACUACUUCCUGGAGCAGGGCCCCGGGGCCAUGGAGUCUGUGCUGCUGGGAGCUGGGGCCAGGACUGUGGCAGGGGUCUGCAUGCUGCCUGUCACUGUCAUUAAAACUCGCUUUGAGAGUGGCAGGUAUAACUACGUGAGCGUGGCAGGGGCUUUGCGCAGUGUGUGUCAAACAGAGGGACCCAGAGCUCUGUUCUCAGGGCUGAGCGCCACCCUCCUCAGAGAUGCUCCCUUCUCAGGCCUCUAUGUCAUGUUCUACAACCAGGGCAAGAACACUCUGCCACAGGAGAUAAGCACGUCUCCCUACGCGGCCCUGGCUAACUUCAGCUGUGGGAUUCUGGCCGGGGUCCUGGCUUCCCUAGUGACCCAGCCAGCUGACGUGGUCAAAACCCAGGUCCAAGUCAGCCCACAUCUGUACAGGAGGACUGCAGAUGCUGUGCGAUACAUUUACAAUGAGCACGGGUUUCAAGGGUUCUUCCGGGGUGGGGUGCCACGUUCUCUGAGGAGGACCAUGAUUGCUGCCAUGGCAUGGACGGUGUAUGAACAGCUGAUGGCCCGCAUGGGGCUCAAGUCCUGAGGAGGGAUGACAAAAAGAGGGAUGACAAGUCCUGAAGGGAGAGAAUGAAAUGUGGCCCGAGGAAGAAAGUGAAAGUCAAGGACAAACCAGUACAGUGAGGAGUGCCCUGGAAGGCACUGCUGUGUUUGUGUCUUAAGACUGCCUAGUUGAGAGUGUGCCAAUGGACUUCUUCACUGACAUACAGUAUUCUGCCAUAACAUUAUUAACACAUUGCAAAGAUAUGAUACCUCAAGGACUGGUAUCCAUACUUUGACAGAAAGAUGAGGACUAGUAGUUUUAUUAAAAUGUAUGUAUAUUUGAAUAGUUUUGCAUUGCA